CACCGAAACUGCUCGCAUGGGCCGUGUCAACAAGACGGACCAAAAGCGCCGGAGCUGGUCUCUUAGAGAAGAAGAAGUUCUAAUCACUGCAUUGAAAGAACUCGUUGCACUUGGCUGGAAAUCCGACAAUGGGUUCCGAGCCGGCUAUUUGAAUAAGCUUGAGGAGGCUUUGAAGAAGGAAUUUCCGAAUACUGACCUCAAGGGAAUGCCUCACAUUAACUCGAAGGUGACAACUUGGAAAAAGACAUGGGGAUCACUGUGGAAAAUCCUCAAAACUAAUGGAGUAGGCUUCAACGUUAACGGGAAGCACAUGAUUGAUUGCGAUGACGAACAAUGGGAUAACUUUGUGAGGGUUGACACUAGCGUCCGCAACUUUCGAUAUAAAAGCUGGCCUUUUGUAGAAGAUUGGAAGCUUAUUUUCGGCAUGGAUAGAGCCAACGGCGAUGAGGCGGAGGACCUCAUGGAGGCGGCCCAUGACAUGUAUCGAAAGUUAGACAUCAACCAACCUCUAGAGGAUAGUGAAUACCAUGUAUCACUUGAGGAUAUCUGCGAGAACGGCGAGACGGGAGACAAUACGGGAGAUAAUGUUAGCCAAACCCAAGGUCGUGAAGAGAGUUUAGUGGCUGAAAAGGAAGCUACAACCUCUAGCAAGAAGAGGCGUCGCAGUUCCGCUUUUGAUGACAGGUUUUUCGAGGCUCUCGCUAACAUAGGCCGUGGCACGGAGUCAAGACUUGAUACAAUAUCAAGUCGGAUGGGUUAUGACUACGAUAUAUCAAAGGCAAGGAAGGCAGUUCGCGCACAGUUGAGUUGUAUUCCGGGGCUUUCGAAGACCGAUACGUUUCAUAUAUGUAACAUGCUUGCUAAGGAGGUUGAGCUUCUCGACGUGUUUUCGAGCCUCGCCGAAGACGAGAAAGAAGAGUACAUGAUGUUCCUACUUGCUUUGAAAAAAUAA
Molecule: messenger RNA, 952 nt
Organism: Salvia miltiorrhiza (redroot sage)
Lineage: Eukaryota; Viridiplantae; Streptophyta; Magnoliopsida; Lamiales; Lamiaceae
Exons: 2
Coding region: 17-952 (311 amino acids)
Source: RefSeq, a predicted model, not a curated record